CAAAGCCAGCUGUUCAUAAUUUAGACCAAAUAAUAUUUAGCGACGAUAGCCGACUAGACGAGGACCACAUCUCUAUUAAUUCGAUUAAUUUCUGCGGACUUGUGGAGAAGGAAAUCGGUCAACCGAGAUGUAUGUUACUUUUUGCCUCUGACAGCUGGAACAGUUCACUGUCCAAGCACCACCAUGCCUCAGCCAGGUAGCAGUGGGAUGGAGCCUUUCUUCGGUGAGGCGUAUGGGACCCAUGGGUUAUCUGUGACGUCAGAGCCAUUCACCAUCUCUCCUACAGGGGGCAGCAUAGAGUCAGACCAGUGUGUGGUAGUGAUGUUGGGGCCCCCAGCCCUGUCCCUGUCCCUGUGUCGAGGCCAGCAGCGUGGAUGUGAGCUACUCAGUGAUCUCCUAGAGGAUGCGACCACUGACGACACACACACCUCCGAGCGUCGCUGGGACGUCUCGGCCCUGGAUGACAUCACACGCUAUACCAAAGGCAGCCCAGAGGGGGCGCCACCGAGCUGCGAGCGCUCUUCUGUCUCACCUGAGGGAAGCAGAGAAGAACCAUGGUUAUCCCAGAGACCAGGGGGCAGGCAGCUGGGGAACCCUACAGACCUUACAAACUGUGUGGGGUUAGGAUCUGGACACCUCCCCCUGGCUGGGAGAGAGCCAAGGCCCUGGAGCCAAGAGGCUGGAGGGCGGGAGAGUGGAGCUAGGGAAGGGAUGCAUCAGGUGGGGCAGGAGGGGAGGGUAUCACCUCCCGUAGCUCUGGAGGUCCACAGUGAAGAACAUAACUACUCUCUACAGAGUGAGUUAGACACUGAGUCUAGUCAAGGAACAGACUGCGAUAUUGGAGAGGAAGAGGAGGAGAAGGAGGAAGAAGAUGGGAAAGAGGAGGAGGGGAGAGAAGCCAUGGAGGAAGAGGAAGUGAAGGAAGAGGAGGAGCUUCAGCCACAUGUGAGACCAAAGAAACGCUGGUGUUACUGGGAAUGUAGCCUCUACAGUGAGGCAGACCUGGGGAGAGAUGGAGAGAGAGAUAGCAGGAGAGCCAAAGGGCAAGAUGGAGAGAGAGAUAGCGGGAGGGCCAAAGGGAGAGAUGAAAAGGAUGAAGAGAAAGAUGGAGGGAUAAUCUGGGGCCCUAGCACCCUACCCAGCACCAUGUGCCUGAUAGAGGGGACCUCCACCAAUGGUAAGCAAGGCCAGAGGAAGGCCCGUCGUACAGACGCCAGUGACCUGACCCCCAGCCCUGGGAAGCUACAGAGCCUGGGGGAGCAGCUCCACACACUCAGCUCCGCUCUGGAGGACAUGACUCCUGUCAGUGACCUGCCUGUUACUGCCAGGGCCCCAACACGAAAGGAGAGGAACAAACUGGCCUCCAGAGCUUGUCGGCUGAAAAAGAAAGCCCAGCAUGAGGCCAACAAAAUCAAACUGUGGGGGCUGAACCAGGAGUAUGAUUGCCUGUUGGGGGCAGUGCUGCAGAUAAAGGAGCUGAUCCGCCAGAGAGUGGAGAGCAGAGAGGAAGACACAGAGAGAGGCGCUCUGAGAGAGAAACUGGAGGACAUUCUGAAGGAAUCAACUGGGCCACGUGUAGCAGGUCGAGGCAAAGUGUUUGUGGAGAGGAUCUUGAAGAACCAUGCCGUGGAAAAAAGCACCAGAGAGACUCAGAGAGAAGGAGGGUCAUCAGACCCUAGCCACUGACCUCUUUUCCCCACCAGAGUCACUAUCCUGUCCGCUUCUCGCUUCACUUUGCACUUUCUGACAUGGAGAGAAGGUAGGACAGAUAGAUAGACACGCACGCACGCACACACACACACACACACACACACACACACACACACACUCUUAGGUAGAGAGGAUCUGGGCAAACUAUCUAGUUAAGCUUGCACUGUGUCUUGGUCUCUAGCUGCUACAGUAUAGUUGAUGAGUGUCUCAGAACGGUAACGUAUGGUAUGUAUGUAUGUGUGUGUGUUUGUGUUUGUGUAUAAGGGAGUGUGCAUGAUUCCAGUGUAUCUAUUGCAUUAUGUACUGUAGUAUACCCCAUUGUGCCUAAAGGAAGACACUGUGUGCUGCUAGCUAGUCGUAGUUAUACUCUAUGUAUUCUCUGAGAACAGGGAGAGGAGUGACAGUGAAUAUGGUGCUUGUAACAGUGGACAUGAUGAGUAAGCUGUUUAGCUUGAUGUCCAUUUUGAAUUGUACUGUAAACCAAAAGUGCAUGGAUAAACAGACAGACGAGGAAAGACUUUGGCAUCAUGUGAAUGUUGCACAAUGGUUCUCAAAGAUGCUGAAAGCUGCUUGCAUGGUCGUUUUAUAUGUCUCUGCUAUCCUUUAAGGUAAAUGCUAUUUUGUCUAUCUCUACAGAUCCUCUUUAAAACUGAUAUCAUAAUGUACUGUACUGCUCUACAGAUGAACCUGUGUAGGGAGGAUAAUAAUAACCUUAAACCAGGGAUGGGCAACUCCGGUCCUCAGGAAGGAAAUGUGUUUGCUGGUUUUAGUUUUUUCCUGCAAAUCAGUGACUGACUUCUACCUGGGAAACCUGGGCCCAUGUUCACAAAGAGUCUCAGAGUAGGAGUGCUGAUAUAGGCUCAAUUUUUCAUUUGAGAUCAUAAUGAAUAUGAUUACAUGGACAGGGGAGAUCCUAGACCAGCACUCCUACUCUAAGACUAUUUUUGAACAUGGGCCCGGGCGUGUGUUCUCUCAGCAAUGAGUGAUAAUUAUUGAUAAAUUAAGUGCCACAGGAAGAUAAGACAACCAGCGGACACUGCUGCACCCCUGAGUACCAGAGUUGUCCAUCCCUGUCCUAAACCCACAUUACUGUAACUGUUAGAGAGAUCCAAAUCUAUGAAUCUAUCUAGGUCUAUGGUACUUUGUGUAGCCUGUGCCUUUGAAUGCUCUUUGAGAGCAAAUACUAACACGCACACCACCACAUCUCUCUUUGCCUCUCUUUGUGCUACUAAUAUUUCUAUAUAAUAUAAUAUAGAAAACACAACAUCAUCAGUGGUAAAAAAAAAAAAAAAGUAUGAAUAACCUCCCCUACAAACCUGAACGUUUACUAUUCUUUACUAUUCUCUCUUUUGCUAAAUGGAAAUGAGUACAUCUGUCCUGCAGUGAUUUCUGAGAGGAAAAGUAUAGUGUACCCAUUUGGAGUGUAGUCUUUAUAACCCCAGGGCCCGUGUUCAUAAAGCGUCUCAGAGUGCUGAUCUAGGAUCAGUUUUUCCUUUUAGAUCAUAAUGAAUAUGAUUACAAGGACAGGGAGGACCUGAUCCUAGACCAGCACUCCUACUCUGAGACACUUUAUGGAUAUGGACCUAGAUCUUUCCUGCACUCCUAGUCCUGUCAUUGCACUUAAUGUACUUUAACGUAGGAGCACAGUAGUCUAUUUACUUGAAAGAAGGAGCACAGCGAGAAAGACAAGGUCCUGCUAUUUCUUUACUAAGACUGCAGUUGUCAUGAACUGCCCUGCCACAGAUCUUGGCAAUAAUCUUGAAUUGGAUGGACGCUUGAUUAUAUCCUCAAUUAAUCCCAAACAAUAAUUCCAAAUAAUAAUGGAACAUUUUAUAACUGCCCACAAGAGUAUUAUGUCUUAACAUGCAUGCACAAACACACAUGAAAAGAAGUGACAUGUUUGUUAACAUGUCACAGCACAGGAACCAUAUAAAGGAUCAUAACAAAACAUUUAGAAUUUUGCACAUUUAUUGAAGUUAUUGAUUUUCAAAGAAGUACUGUAUAUCGUGAUCAAGGGGAAAUAUUGAUCAGGAAUGGAUUUGUCUGGGAAAUGAACAUGUAUGGAGUUACAGGCCUUAACAGACCAGAGGCAGUCGUUUCAGAAAGCUGUGUAUUGUCCAGUUAUCUGCUAGGAUAGUUAAUCCCAGUCUUUUUCAAGCUUUAGCCUAUUCAUCUGAGCUUGCAGUAGUUCUUAUGUAACAAGCCAUUUUGUUAUGUGUUAUAACCCCUUUAUGGACCAUUUAUUAGCUCUGUGACUGUGCAUGAAAAAGAUAAACAAACUAAAAAGAAAGUGUUGUAGAAAUAGAACACAUUAUUGUUUUGUUCAGUCUGUGUAAAUGUAUAUUUUACUAUGUUGAAGCUGCUGCUACGGUAUGUCAAUAAAAAUCUAUAUUCUUAAAA
Messenger RNA from Coregonus clupeaformis (lake whitefish), 4110 nucleotides. Its product is annotated as CREB3 regulatory factor-like. Gene Ontology annotation, molecular function: RNA polymerase II transcription regulatory region sequence-specific DNA binding; DNA-binding transcription factor activity, RNA polymerase II-specific. Lineage: Eukaryota; Metazoa; Chordata; Actinopteri; Salmoniformes; Salmonidae. The transcript has 9 exons. Gene Ontology annotation, cellular component: nucleus. The record is from RefSeq and is a predicted model, not a curated record. Bases 184 to 1686 code for a protein of 500 amino acids. Gene Ontology annotation, biological process: regulation of transcription by RNA polymerase II; response to unfolded protein.